Messenger RNA from Sapajus apella (tufted capuchin), 4977 nucleotides. It is a transcript of the gene DLGAP3, whose product is annotated as DLG associated protein 3. The transcript is spliced from 13 exons. Bases 397 to 3336 code for a protein of 979 amino acids. Gene Ontology annotation, molecular function: molecular adaptor activity. Gene Ontology annotation, cellular component: glutamatergic synapse; postsynaptic specialization. Lineage: Eukaryota; Metazoa; Chordata; Mammalia; Primates; Cebidae. The record is from RefSeq and is a predicted model, not a curated record. Gene Ontology annotation, biological process: signaling.
AAGUGUCUUGUUAACAAAGGGACAGAAUGGUCCCAGGGUUCCUUCUUCUUCCUUUCAGUUAAGAGCUCAAGAGUGGAAGUGGGCUGGGGAUGGUGUCGGGGGCCCAAGCUCCUAGCUCCCAAAGGCCCCUGCCUCUAUGCCCUUUGAGUUCAGUCCAGAUGGGAGCUGGCUCCUUCAGAAAGGGGGCUCAGAACAGGGUGUGGGGAGCUACCUCUCUCUGCCUCCCCCCACCACAUCUGCCUGCAGGGCUGGGAGCCCCCACGAGCCAGUGGUCCUGAGCCUUCUGAAGUUAGGAUUCUGCCUGGUGGUGGGGAUCCUGACAUCAAGGAUGGGACACCCCGGAUGGAGGUUCCUGGGGCCUGGCCCCCAAGACUAUGAAGAGCCUUUGCUGAGGCCAUGAGGGGUUACCAUGGCGACCGAGGCAGCCAUCCCCGCCCAGCCCGCUUUGCUGACCAGCAGCAUAUGGACGUGGGCCCAGCUGCCAGGGCCCCAUACCUGUUGGGCUCCAGGGAGGCCUUCUCCACUGAGCCCCGCUUCUGUGCCCCGAGAGCUGGCCUGGGACACAUUUCUCCUGAAGGGCCCCUGAGCCUGAGUGAAGGGCCAUCGGUAGGCCCUGAGGGAGGGCCAGGGGGGGCUGGGGUUGGGGGGGGGAGCAGCACCUUCCCCAGGAUGUACCCUGGCCAAGGCCCCUUCGACACCUGUGAAGACUGUGUGGGCCACCCACAGGGCAAGGGUGCCCCCCGCCUGCCUCCCACACUCCUGGAUCAGUUUGAAAAGCAGUUGCCAGUUCAACAAGAUGGCUUCCACACGCUACCAUACCAGCGAGGGCCAGCAGGGGCGGGGCCCGGGCCAGCACCAGGGACUGGCACUGCCCCAGAGCCCCGCAGCGAGAGCCCUAGCCGCAUCCGGCACCUGGUUCACUCUGUGCAGAAGCUCUUUGCCAAGUCCCACUCUCUGGAGGCGCCAGGGAAGCGGGACUAUAACGGGCCCAAAGCUGAGGGAAGAGGUGGCUCUGGAGGAGACAGCUACCCUGGCCCGGGUUCCGGAGGCCCCCACACCUCCCACCACCACCAUCACCACCACCAUCAUCACCACCACCAGUCCCGGCACGGCAAGAGGAGCAAGAGCAAGGACCGCAAGGGGGAUGGGCGGCACCAGGCCAAGUCCACAGGCUGGUGGAGCUCCGAUGACAACUUGGACAGUGACAGCGGCUUCCUGGCGGGUGGGAGGCCCCCUGGGGAGCCUGGUGGUCCCUUCUGCCUGGAGGCUCCAGAUGGGUCCUACCGGGACUUGAGCUUCAAGGGGCGCUCGGGCGGGUCAGAAGGCCGCUGCCUUGCCUGCACUGGCAUGUCCAUGUCACUGGAUGGACAGUCGGUCAAGCGAAGUGCCUGGCAUACCAUGAUGGUCAGCCAGGGCCGGGAUGGAUACCCGGGGGCUGGGCCAGGUAAAGGGCUCCUGGGUCCGGAGACCAAGGCCAAAGCCAGGACUUAUCACUAUCUGCAGGUGCCGCAAGAUGACUGGGGGGGUUACCCCACUGGUGGCAAGGAUGGGGAGAUCCCCUGCCGCAGGAUGCGGAGCGGCAGCUACAUCAAAGCCAUGGGGGAUGAGGAGAGCGGAGACUCCGAUGGCAGCCCCAAGACAUCUCCCAAAGCAGUCGCCCGACGCUUCACCACCCGUCGCUCCUCCAGCGUGGACCAGGCCAGGAUCAACUGCUGUGUCCCACCCCGGAUCCACCCCCGGAGCUCCAUCCCUGGCUACAGCCGUUCCCUCACCACCGGACAGCUCAGCGAUGAGUUGAACCAGCAGCUGGAGGCCGUGUGCGGGUCCGUGUUUGGGGAGCUGGAGUCCCAGGCCGUGGACGCCCUGGACCUGCCCGGCUGUUUCCGCAUGCGGAGCCACAGCUACCUCCGGGCCAUCCAGGCUGGCUGCUCUCAAGAUGACGACUGCCUGCCCCUCCUCGCUGCCCCUGCUGCUGUCUCAGGGAGGCCCGGCUCCUCCUUCAACUUCAGAAAGGCCCCGCCCCCCAUCCCGCCGGGAAGCCAGGCCCCGCCCCGCAUCUCCAUCACCGCCCAGAGCAGCACCGACUCCGCGCAAGAGAGCUUCACCGCGGCCGAGGGCCCCGCCCGGCGCUGCAGCUCCGCCGACGGCCUGGACGGCCCCGCCAUGGGCGCGCGCACCCUGGAGUUGGCGCCGGUGCCGCCCCGGGCCAGCCCCAAGCCCCCCACACUCAUCAUCAAGACCAUCCCUGGCAGGGAGGAGCUGCGGAGCCUGGCGCGGCAGCGGAAGUGGCGGCCGUCCAUUGGGGUGCAGGUGGAGACGAUCUCAGACUCGGACACCGAGAACAGGAGCCGGAGGGAGUUCCACUCCAUCGGCGUGCAGGUGGAAGAGGACAAGAGGCGAGCAAGGUUCAAGCGCUCCAACAGCGUGACGGCUGGCGUGCAGGCAGACCUGGAGCUGGAGGGCCUGGCUGGCCUGGCCACGGUGGCCACAGAAGACAAGGCCCUGCAGUUUGGACGCUCCUUCCAGAGGCAUGCCUCUGAGCCCCAGCCUGGGCCCCGGGCCCCCACCUACUCAGUCUUCCGCACAGUCCACACGCAGGGCCAGUGGGCCUACCGUGAGGGCUACCCACUGCCGUAUGAGCCGCCGGCCACUGAUGGGUCACCUGGCCCUGCCCCUGCCCCCACCCCUGGCCCUGGGGCUGGCCGCCGUGACUCCUGGAUAGAGCGUGGUUCCCGUAGCCUCCCUGACUCAGGCCGUGCGUCCCCCUGCCCACGGGACGGCGAGUGGUUCAUCAAGAUGCUGCGGGCAGAAGUGGAGAAGCUGGAGCACUGGUGCCAGCAGAUGGAGCGUGAGGCGGAGGACUAUGAGCUACCCGAGGAGAUCCUGGAGAAGAUCCGCAGCGCUGUGGGCAGCACACAACUUCUCCUGUCCCAGAAGGUUCAGCAGUUCUUCCGGCUCUGUCAGCAAAGCAUGGAUCCCACUGCGUUCCCUGUGCCCACCUUCCAGGACCUGGCGGGUUUCUGGGACCUCCUACAGCUCUCCAUCGAGGAUGUGACCCUCAAGUUCCUGGAGCUACAGCAACUCAAGGCCAACAGCUGGAAGCUCCUGGAGCCUAAGGAGGAGAAGAAGGUCCCUCCGCCGAUACCAAAGAAGCCCCUGCGGGGCCGGGGCGUGCCGGUGAAGGAGCGCUCCCUGGACUCCGUGGACAGGCAGCGGCAGGAAGCGCGCAAGCGGCUCCUGGCGGCCAAGCGCGCCGCUUCCUUCCGCCACAGCUCGGCCACCGAGAGUGCCGACAGCAUCGAGAUCUACAUCCCCGAGGCCCAGACCAGGCUGUGACCGGUCCGGCCCGCCCAGCCCGGCCCGGGCCCGCGGUUCUCCACCCGUACUGUACACCCAGCGUCGAGGUCACUGUGAACGCGGGCCGCCCCGAGCGCCCGCCCCACCGGCACCGCACGCCCCGGCCCCCGGGCCCGUCACACUCUCGUGGGUUUUUUAGCUUCCUGACCCCACGCGAAGGCGCCCGGGCUGGGCAGGGGGCCGUGCCUCUCCGCCCUGCGCCCUUCACCUGGAUCCCCCGCCCACCUGGUCCGACGCUUUGUCCCCACCUCCUCCCCAUGGGCACCAUCUCUGCCAUUCUUUCCCCCCACGGGCCAGGCGGGGCCGGGUCCCCCAUCUGGGCUCUGCGUUCCCCCCCACCCCGCGGGGCUGGGCUUCGUGGGGAUCAAGCUUCGUGGCUUUUUAUGAAGAAUCCCGAACCCCGCCUAGGAGCCUGCCCCACCUCCCAGGGGCUCCAUCCUCAGCCCUCAGCCCACCGGGCCCAGGGACCACAGUGGCUGGACCAACCCAGGACCAGGGCGCCUGGGCCUCUCCCCUUUCCCAGCGGCUGGGGAGGGGAGAUGGGGGCUUCCCCUCACCACACCUGUGGCUGUUCCCACAUCCCCUUGAGUAUCCCAGGAAAAAUAAAACGGCAGAACUGCACUUGAGCCAGCUGCUCUCUCCAGAAGAGGCCACCUCCGUCCCGUGUGUGGGAGGACGGGGGUGAAGGAAGAAGGGCCCGGGAGCCCACUCUCUUGGUUUGGAGACAGCAGGGGUUGCCUGGGCUCCUCCCAGGGAUGGGCUAGCUGGUGGAAAGGAGAUUCGGCCCCUGGUGCCCACAGUAAGAACCUGAACCCUCCUGCAAGGGCCCAGGUGGGGUGAAGAGGGGGAGGAUGUCCAUCUUCCUGCUCUCCCUGUUUCAGUGUUUUCCAUUCUGCCUCCCAGUCCCCAGGGGUCCCCCAGAGAGGGAAGCCUGGAGCUCGCCCAGCACACUGCAUGUGCUCAAUAAACUGGGAGUGUGGUUAUUGUUAGGCAUUGACAAAUACAGGUUUCCCUUCCCCUAGGGGCACACUGUUCCUUCUGCUCCAGUCAUUCCUGAUCAGCAGAAAAACUUCAGGCCUGCCACAUUUUCUGAUGCCUCCUAUGGGUGGGCACCUUGGUGGGGGCUGCUGUGGGGGAGCAGGAAGUACAAAUAACCAAGCUCUCCUGGGAAGCCAAAUGGCAACCAGAACCUAGUGUCGAUGGCUUUAUUGAGUGGUCAGUGUGGGUCAGGCAAGGGGUGAGUGCUUUACAUGAAUGUGGCUGGUCCUUACAACAGAUGAGAAAGCCGAAGCUCAGGGCAGGUUACACGACCUGUCCGAGGUCAAAUGCCAAAUCAUGAGAUUUUAGCUCUGCAGCCUUCUUAGACCAGAGAGGGCUGUUGGCAGUCUCCACCCAGAAAGCCCCUUUCCACUCCUUGAGCAGUCCUUUGGGUUGGUGUAUCACCUCCAGGCAGGAGGAAAAGCCUUCAGUAUUGGCUGCCUUUCUGGGCCACACUGGAUCCGCUAAUUCUUCUCAUUCGUUUAUGUGGCACUCAUUUAUCGCUUUCAGGCACCACAGGGAUGGCCCUGAACAAGGUGUAGUUUCUACCCUGAAUGGAGCUUAUUAUGGUGGUAUGGGAAA